Messenger RNA from Xenopus laevis (African clawed frog), 1398 nucleotides. RefSeq names its product cell wall protein IFF6-like (gene emcn.S). NCBI's taxonomy places the organism in Eukaryota, Metazoa, Chordata, Amphibia, Anura, Pipidae. The record is from RefSeq and is a predicted model, not a curated record. The transcript has 14 exons. Bases 13 to 1029 code for a protein of 338 amino acids.
CACCUUUUCCAGAUGAUAAUUAAGUUCCAAACUGCUUGGAAUAAGGAACCAAGACAAUGCGAAGGGAAGCCACAGAGAACCAUGAAGUCCCCAGCAGCUGCAGUCCUGUUUCUAGUGCUGUUUAACCUUGUUCUGGAAUCAGAUACUACAGAUCCCAUCAAUACUCCUACUGUUUUGACACCCAAACAAGAGUCAGAUACUACAAAUCCCAAAAGUAGUUCAACAUCAGAUGAUCCAACACCCAAAACAGAUGCUGACAGUUUUGCACAACCGGAUGCUACUACUGCUACUACUAUUACUACUACUGCUACAGCAGUCAACAACACCAAAACAGGUGCAGCAUCCACUACUGUAGCUGGCAACACAAGUAUUACAAGUACUGCUGAAAUCAACGGUUCUAAAACAGCAGCAGCUACAGCAGCUGGUAACACAAGCUCCUCAACUGGAAGCAUUACCACUGCUAAAAAUGAAGUAGCAAUACCUACUGUAGCUGGAAACACAUCUACCGAUCAGACAUCUGUGGCAAAUAAUGGAAGCGAAGGAGUUUCAGAUUCCACAAAAGCUACUCCCAUGUUAAGCACCUCUGUUUCCAGGGACCCUAACACUACUAAAGGUAUAAGCAGCACGCCUUCAGAGGGCAACUCAGAAUUUAAAGGAACAACUCAGAAAACAGGAAAUACUUCUCUUGGUUUGAAUGACAAAUCAGUUCUAAGGGAAAAUGGAGAGAAUUCCACAACUAAGCCUUCAGAAAAUGACCAAACUUUAAAAGAGAUGGAGCAGUCAUCAAUAAAGCUUACAGGAUUAGCUAUUCCACUUAGCUGCAUUUUGGUCCCAAUUUUACUUGUUGUCGCUGUAUGUCUUUAUAAGAUGUGUCAAAAAAAGUCUCCAGCUGCAGAGAGCACUGACACUAAACUAUCUGCCCAAAACAAGGAGAGUGUUAAACUACUUUCUGUAAAAUCAUCAGCUACUGAUUCAGAUUUGAAAAGAGCAAUGCCCUCCCAUAACACAGAAUUUAUUGCUGAAUGCUAAAGGCCAGUUGGUGACUCUACUCAAUGUGACUGUAUACCAGCAUGUGCUCUCAUUGUAAAUGUAAAAUCUUUUGACUCUUGACGUGGAGGGUGCAGACAAAGUCUGUGACUUUACUACAGUGUUAAAAAUCUGUUAUCCUUUUUUUUGUACUAAUUAGAAUGUAAUGCUUUACUUACAUUUUAACUUGCAAUACCCUUUUCAAUACCACAGGGGUGCCAAAAUUAUUAGCUUUCCCUAUAACAUUUUUUUUGCAGUGGAUAUUAAUUAGAUAGAAUGGAAACCAGUCUCACUGCCCAUAAAUAGUGAUGGGUGAAUCUGUCCUGUUUUGGUUUGCCGAAAAAAGUUCACAAAACAGCGAAAAAUUUGCGA